Molecule: messenger RNA, 3052 nt
Organism: Pisolithus orientalis
Lineage: Eukaryota; Fungi; Basidiomycota; Agaricomycetes; Boletales; Pisolithaceae
Product: glycoside hydrolase family 29 protein
Exons: 18
Coding region: 475-2901 (808 amino acids)
Biological process (GO): fucose metabolic process; glycoside catabolic process
Cellular component (GO): lysosome
Molecular function (GO): alpha-L-fucosidase activity
Source: RefSeq, a predicted model, not a curated record
GAGAAGAGACGAUCUGAUGUAUGAUAUCUCGACUUUUGAGAGAGCGGUGGUCAUACUGCCCUACGAUCAACCCCUACUGACUGCUAGCUAAAUCGAGUAACAGACUGCUUGUGGACGAAAAAUUGUGCUGUGUACCCAAAUAGUGAUGUCACAUAAGACGGUCGAACGAAAACGUUCUGCAAAGGUGACGACACAGUACUUGGCGACUGACCCGCAUUCUUGGUGUUUACCUCUUGCUUGAAUUUUGACUGCGCUUGCUCGAGUUGUGUGAAGAAGUUGGUGAGAUAUGCCAACUCCUGUGGGGAUCAGCGAAGCCAAGCAUCGACUACCAUAUGUAUCAAGCACUCCACGCCCCACUCAAGGUUACCAUCACCUCACACGCAACACACUGGAGACGGAACCCUUGCGCCGUGGCUCAGUUCACAAUAGUUGAGUAGUGGACUGUAUACCCAGUACAACGUCUCGGAGACCAACAUGCUGGUGUCCUACCUUUUGUCGGAGCGGUCAUGGAAGGCGUUGUUGAGCGCCUUAUGCGUUCCAAAUCUAUGUGGACCCUUGUUAUCUUUCAUCGAAACGGAUCAUCCAUCGCUUGUCCCAUUCUCGUCUUUGCAAUUGCCGCUGAAGGACCUUUACAAUAACCAAGCUGCAUCAGUCGACGGCACCACAGGUGACUUCGAUGGACACGGAGGAACGUACCCUGCGCAACACCUGCCGACAGGUCCUUGGCAUUACAACGGAAUCACUUAUGAUCUACCAACGAACUGGGGACUGGGAUUGGACAAUGUGGUCUCUAGUGGUCAAGUGAUAACGCUGAACGAGCCAACCUAUAUCCACGAAUUCCAUAUCGUAUAUGCGGGAGAGCAGCCUCUCUGGGGGUUGAGUGAAAAAUUUCAACUGCAGUAUGAAGAUGGGUCUGUCAAGCACCUACAGUUUGGUGGGAAGAACUGGUGGAAAUGGCCUUUCUUAGAUUGGGGGGACAUCCGAACCCCCUUCCAUUUUACGGAUCACGGCGCAUCAAAGAACAUGAAUACAACACACAUGUAUCAGCUAUCCCUCCCUGUGCCGUCCAAGGCUCCACUGCGAAGCAUAACACUUCCGGAUACGUCUCGUCACAUAAACAAGUUGCAUAUAUUUGCACUGACGUUGACGCCGUGCACCCAUACCCCUGAAGCAACAGGCCCUGCCAUUUCCAUCCGUAACGCGCGCUUCACUACACGCUGGGAGGAUGUCGACGGGGAACGAUCACAGGUCGUCGAAAUCACCAUUGCAAAUAUCCUCCCAACGAAAUUUGCAACGUCACGCCACACUUCCAUCCCUUCAAGGUACUCUAUUGAGGUGGUCGGACAUGGUUUGAAGACCGUCACACCAGGUCAUAUCUACCGACUCGUUCCUGGAGAUCAGGCUCGCGUGGACAUCUUAGUACUGAACAGAAACGGUUCAGGUAAGGCCACCGUUCGGCUCAGGGAUUCCCAUGGAAAUGUGGUCGGUACAUCGGGGGACUGGCCUAUCACUCCCUUGCGUGAGCACUGGACUCCUGAAGAGAGCGUUCUGGCAACGCACGAAACACCGACGUGGUGGAACAAAGCCAAAUAUGGGAUUUUCAUCCACUGGGGUCCUUAUAGUGUACCGGGCUGGGGCUCGCCUGGUGUUUACGCGGAGUGGUAUAAUUGGCACAUGCACAUCCAGGACAGUGCUUUCUGGAGAUAUCAUCUUGACACUUAUGGUCCAGAAGUUGUUUAUGAUGAUUUCAUACAUGAUUUCACGGCGUCGGCGUGGGACCCCAGUGCCUGGUUGGACCUCAUCGACGAAGCGGGAGCUAAAUACUUUGUCUUCGUUACGAAACAUCACGAUGGAUACAGUCUUUUUGAUACCAAAGAAACCACACAUAGGGGAAGCGUUUAUCUACCGCCGUAUCGUGAUUUUUUGAAGGAACUCAUGGAGACCGCCAAGGCGGAAAAACCUCAUAUUCACAGAGGCACAUACUAUUCACUUCCUGAAUGGUACAACCCUUAUUAUGCGAAGUACGGAUUUGACAUAUGGCCUGGAGGAUUGGCGAACCACCCUUACAAGCCGUCGGAAGUUGAGCCGUACACCGGAAUGCUGAAUAUCACAGAUUACCUCGAUGACUUAUUGUUGCCACAUAUGAUUUCACUUGCUGUGGAUUAUGAAACUGAGAUCAUGUGGUGCGAUAUUGGAGGUCCUCACCGGACACCAGAAUUUGCAGCGGAAUACUACAAUAAUGCAAUGGAGCACGGUUAUCAGGUGGUAAUGAACGAUCGGUGUGGUGACGUGCCCGAUUUCGAUACCCCGGAGUAUGCGAGGUACGGGAACAUCCAAACGAGACGCUGGGAGACCAGCGAAGGAAUGGAUCCAUACAGCUAUGGGUAUAACUCCGCGACCCCUGCUUCCGCAUACAAGAACGGUACUGCAAUCGUCCAGAACAUAGUUGACAUUGUAAGCAAGAAUGCUUGCUGGACAUUGGGACCGACGGCUGAAGGCGAAAUCGUGGCUCCGAUGGUUGAAAACCUCCUUGAUGCCGGGAGAUGGUUGAAGUAUGCUGGGCGGUGUGUAUAUGGGACUGAUUAUUGGUACCAAGGCUUCCAAGAUGUUUCUGGUUCGGUGCGUUUCCUAACCACGCCACAUACCUUUUGUAUCGUGGCUCUCGACAAACCCACCGGUGGCAAGCUGGUCGUGGAUGUCGGCGACGCUGUUCUACCCCUCCAGCCAGGGGACACCAUCAGAUUACUUGGCCCAAAGAUUCCCGGGGCCUUGGUCUCUAACAAUGCCAAUGCUGCAUGGCAGGAGGACCGCGGGCUUGACUGGAAGUUGGAUGGUAAUGGAGUGCUGACCAUUCAAGUUCCGGAGUCUCUGGUAGACCUGUUCGAGGUUUCAUAUGCCUGAAAUGACGGUGUCCGAAAGUAUGGUAGUGUGUAUGAUGGGAAGCUUGUAUAUCAUACUGUACGUUAGGAAAUGCUGGCAAGCGAACAACUCGCUUGGUGUGGACUAUGGUACAUCGGUAUACCCACCUAGGAUAGUACCCGUAAGGCAACCU